Messenger RNA from Somion occarium, 645 nucleotides. The record is from the annotation of a GenBank genome assembly. NCBI's taxonomy places the organism in Eukaryota, Fungi, Basidiomycota, Agaricomycetes, Polyporales, Cerrenaceae.
GGCGGGGGGUGGUUUGGGUUGGCGGGCUUCACAUCCAAGAGAGAGAGGGAGGUGGCGGUGGUGAGAGGAGGAGGGUGGUGGAUUCGCGCGACCUACUGGAUGCGGAUGGUCAUGACUUGCACAGACUGGCACGCAGGUAGGACGGGGUCGGUGGGGUCGGGAUCGGAAGAAAGUAUUAAGGCCGAGACGGGCUCAGUUUCACUGUUCUGGGAAGUCGGGUCGGCGAGGAUGGGGGCGAAUGGGGCAGGGAUGUCGACAGUGUUUAAGGCCCACAUUUGGGAGAAGGUGCAUCGGAUGCGCUCACUGAAGCUUAAGAGAACUGCCUGGUAUGGAACGAGGAGUGAUCCACCCGUGCAGAUUGCCGUCCCCGGCUGUCAGGUGGUUGGAGGUGUUGGGCGGGGGUGGGGUGAGGUGUCUACGGAUUUGUCGUACCUCUGGGAUUCGAAGGCGUAUUGCCAUGCCAGUAAAAAGGCAGUAAUGUGGUGGGUUUCGGGAGGAGUCAUAGAGGUAUUGGUCUGCACCAUGGUAGAUCAAGUGCGUGAUUGCACGCGGUGACUUGGUACAAAUGGGAAAGAGUUGAAAAGGUGUAAAAAAGUUGAGACUUAGCAAAAACUAAGCUACAAUAAUUCUAUAUUUGUAGCAAGU